UGUAUGAUUGAUUAUGAAGAUAUUUGUGGAUAGAUCCAGAAAAUAGACUAUGCUUGCCCAUUUCUAUGGGGAUCUUUUAUGCUGGUUUAGUUUCGGUUUCGCAAUACACUCUUUGAAAUACUACAACCCCCGGUUAUGGCCCCGCCCGUGGUUACCAAUACUCUAUACUCAAGAACGCUUCAAUUCUUGAGAGAAUCAGUGGUUAUAGGCUAGUAUAGAACCUUGUCACACUAAAAGGGAAAUCCCGUCAAGCUAUGGGUAGGUAGCGGAACAUAUCCAUGACCUGUACAAGGGGCAACGCGUACGGAAUCCACAGAGCUUUCAUAGUUACAUGGCGUGGCUAGUUACCUACCCAGGUGCGUUCAAACCCAUGAUAUCAGCUAAGAGGUCCUACCCCUUUGAAUUCUUUCGCUGGAUACUUGUCCUCGUGCCGAAGACUACUUAAGAUCCAGUCAUCUUCCCUCGAAAACUCAUAAAUUCAACACCGAGCCCUGCAAGGAUCACCACUCAAACGAAAACACCACAGCUAUGACAUCUACCAAACCGCUCAUCGUGAUCAUCAGCGGCGGCUGGCACGUCCCCGCGAGCUACGACAAGCUCUCAAACGCGCUGCGAGCAGAAGGUUUCGAGGUGCAAGUCCCACGCCUCCCCUCAACCGGCCAAGAACGUCCACCCACCGCCGACUUAGCGGUCGAUACAUCGUUCAUCCGGGGUUAUUUCCAAGAGCUGGUAGACGCGGGGCGCACCGUGGUAGCUCUCAUGCAUUCCUACGGCGGACAUCUCGGGACCAACGCGCUGUACGGGCUAGGUGUCGCCGCGCGUUCGGCCAAGGGUCUGCAAGGCGGCGUCUCGCAUCUUAUUUACAUGGCCGCGCAUGCAGUUGUCGAGGGGGAGGCAAUGAUGGAUACUAUAGAGCGCUUCGGACACGCGCACCUAGCGCCUCUAGCCAUGGAUUGGGACGACGAUGGGUCAUGCGUGCAUCGCGAUCCCAAGACGUAUCUCGUGGGACCGGGCGAUUACAGCGACGCGGAGGUUGAGGAGUACCUUGGUACUUUGGUGCGUUUCAACGGGAAGAACAUAUACGACAAGUCCGAGCACUGCGCGUGGCGCGAGGGGAUACCCAUUAUCUAUAUCCACACCACCAAUGACAUGACGGUGGCUUAUGACUACCAGAAGUACUUUGUGGAGGAGAUGAAGAAGGCGGGUCAGACGGUGCAGACGUUUGUGCUAGAGACGGGGCAUUGCCCAAACUUUACGGCCACGCAAGGGGUUGUGAACGCAGUUAAGCAAGUCCUCUCUUGAUGAGGGUGGCGGAAACUCCUACACUUCUUCAAGAGAAGCUUCAUAGACGAUUCAUGAGAUAGAUGAUCAUGAAAGCAUUCCAUUCCGAAGUCCCUAUUUAAUAAUUGUUAUAUUAGUAAGGAUCAACAUCAAUAGUGACAUGGUUCUAGGAUAAAGUGGUGGAUCCGGAGAUUCACGAUUCGCCCAGCCCCCAAGUUUUGCUUUUGGACAUCGGAUAGGGGGCCAUCCUUCGGCAACGUCAUUCCGAAAAUUCGGGAGCUGCACCGCCGCACUCGCAGUACCCUAAGUACCUGGGCAUAUGUACCUAAAAUUAUUAGUCAUGGCAUAGAUCGUAUACUUGGAU
Hypoxylon trugodes is the source of this 1645-nucleotide messenger RNA. RefSeq names its product alpha/beta-hydrolase. The record is from RefSeq and is a predicted model, not a curated record. The transcript has a single exon. Bases 529 to 1302 code for a protein of 257 amino acids. Lineage: Eukaryota; Fungi; Ascomycota; Sordariomycetes; Xylariales; Hypoxylaceae.